This is a messenger RNA of Opisthorchis viverrini, 462 nucleotides long. RefSeq lists its product as hypothetical. The record is from RefSeq and is a predicted model, not a curated record. The coding region runs from base 1 to 462 and encodes 153 amino acids. Lineage: Eukaryota; Metazoa; Platyhelminthes; Trematoda; Opisthorchiida; Opisthorchiidae. The transcript has 2 exons.
AUGCUUAGGCCGUUGGGCUUGUACAGGGAAAUGAUGGGCGAAAUACGUCUGUUGAGUACUUUUCAGACGGACAAACUGGCGGCGAACAUGCAGCCAGUGAGUGUAGUGUUUGCACACGAGGUCAUCUUGCGUUACUCCCCUAUUCAAAGAGCUCGAAUUUAUCAAUGGAAUAUAUGUAUUUUUGUCACAGAAACACUGGGCGAACAGGUGGCACAUAGUCCGCCGCAAGGCUUACAUGCACAACGAUGUACAGCUAAGCACCUGCUAAAUGACACCACGACCUACAAACUAAACGACCAUGUUCCAUCUUCAAACAUCAUUAAUCCAAUUAACAUGACGCUCAAGAAACUGCGAGCAACGCAGGGGAUAACCAGGCAGGGACGAUGGAAAAUGAAAGCCGAUGAUACCAACGUUGCACAAUUCUACGGACUAAAAAGGUGCACAAAGAAGGAACAUCAUUAG